Molecule: messenger RNA, 3399 nt
Organism: Alexandromys fortis (reed vole)
Lineage: Eukaryota; Metazoa; Chordata; Mammalia; Rodentia; Cricetidae
Gene: Rab9b
Product: RAB9B, member RAS oncogene family
Exons: 2
Coding region: 117-722 (201 amino acids)
Biological process (GO): Rab protein signal transduction; retrograde transport, endosome to Golgi
Cellular component (GO): late endosome; lysosome; phagocytic vesicle
Molecular function (GO): GTP binding; GTPase activity
Source: RefSeq, a predicted model, not a curated record
UUAGAACCCUAAUAAAAGAAUAAAUCAACAAGAGGGACAAGGGAGAAGGCUGAAAUUGUGAAAAACCCAGCUGGGUUCUUUUGUUUGCAGACUUCUCCCUGUUUGGUGCUGCAGCAAUGAGUGGGAAAUCCCUUCUCCUAAAGGUCAUCCUCUUGGGUGAUGGUGGAGUUGGGAAAAGCUCACUUAUGAACCGUUAUGUGACCAACAAGUUCGACUCCCAGGCUUUUCACACCAUUGGGGUAGAGUUCUUAAAUCGAGAUCUGGAGGUAGAUGGACGCUUUGUGACACUUCAGAUCUGGGACACUGCAGGGCAGGAGCGUUUCAAGAGCCUUAGAACACCAUUCUACCGGGGAGCAGAUUGCUGCCUGCUGACGUUCAGUGUGGAUGACCGGCAGAGUUUCGAGAACCUUGGUAACUGGCAAAAAGAAUUCAUUUACUAUGCGGAUGUAAAGGAUCCGGAGCAUUUCCCCUUUGUGGUUCUGGGUAACAAGGUAGACAAAGAGAAUAGGCAAGUGACGACUGAGGAGGCAAAAGCCUGGUGCAUGGAGAAUGGAAAUUAUCCUUAUCUAGAAACAAGUGCCAAAGAUGAUACCAAUGUGACAGUGGCCUUUGAAGAAGCUGUUAAGCAGGUUUUAGCUGUAGAGGAACAACUGGAACAUUGCAUGUUAGGCCACACCGUUGAUUUGAACAGUAGCUCCAAAGCAAGUUCUUCAUGCUGUUAGAUGUAGGGACUCUGUUCAAAAGUGUGCAGUAAGUUGGUUAGUCUGUAGCGUAAGAACUACUGUGCCCUCUGGUGGUAUUCACACACACACACACACACACACACACACACGCAUGUGCGUGCGUGUGAGGGUAAAAGAUAAGGUUCUACUUUUGAAACAGAACCUUUCAAAUUGAAAUUGUAGAGCAGUUAAAAAACAAAAAAGCUUUAUUGAGCCAAGUGUAUUAUGCGUGAUUUCUGCUAUUUUCCCCUUCUUGUGUGUCUCAGGACACUUCUGACUUUAGUCCUGAGAGAUUUACGUGUUUUUAAAUCACAGUUUAAACCUAGAACCCAGCCGCAUGAAGGAGUGAAAGAGCUUAAAGUGUUCCAUUAAGUAGCUAGCAGAUGCCACCACCAGACUCUUGCCAAGCAAUUUAUGACAUUUCUAACAAAGGGAAAAAUAAGAUUCUGAGCUGUAUUACAGCAAAAAUAACAAUGGAAACGAUGAUUUCUAAGCAUGAAUUAGAUAAAGGUGGUGAUGAUUAGAAAUGUAGAUGUAUAAAAAUACACACUGACAUGUUCAAAUCCUCAUGUAUGGUUUAUUCUCAUAUGAACCUAAGCAAAAUCAUCCCAGUAAGCAUUGCGCUAAUGACACUGGUGUUUGGUUCUAAUCCAUGUGUUUGAGUCACAGGACACUAGCGAAUGGAUUACGCUUAACUAUGCCAACCCCCUCUGCAAAUACUUGGUUGGCCUGCUUUUCCCUCCUAAGUCUGCUGCUGCUGCAUAGAGAUGUUGCUUCCUUGACAGCUUAUCAAUUUAGUGAUGCUGCUUAGUAUGUGACUUUGGGUGCAGUGCUCUCUGCCUACAAUUUAGACGAUCUUAUGAUUCACCAUGCUGGCUCAGGAAGGCUCCAGAAAAGAUUGGAGAGUAAUGGGCUUUUCUCCCAGCUUCCUUUGCUCAGUUGUGCGUUGUAGGGGAAGGAUCUGAUGUCUCACCUGACGGUUCAGCUGGCCAAAGUCGGACACUAAAACUGGCAACAGAGCAGAGGUUUGUAAACUUUGGGUUAGAAUGAAUUUCUCAUUAUUAGAUUUCUUCAAAAGUGAAAUAGACUGCCUUAAUAGUGACCUCCCUCCCAGGAAAAGUAGUCCCUGGAUGAGCACCUGUUAAAAUACUGUAAAAAGAAUUUCUGUACUGGCUACAUGUUUAGUAUAAGGUUCCUCCAGGUUUAAGUUCUGAACUUACAAACGAUGUCAGUGCCAUGUUCUGCUUGGAUUUCUCUGAAAACAAUAGUUAAGACUAUAGAGAGGGCCAUAAAAAAUCCUCAAGCCAUUCUGGGAGUAGCCUUUAACAACAACCACUAAUAGAAAUAUUCCAAAGACACAAUGGUCAAAGAAUGGUUUGACAAUUUUUGAAUACCACGACUGCCAAUUAUAUUAUUAUAUAAUUAAUAUAUAUUAAUGUAUUAUGAGUGUGCCAUUUGGUUUUUCUGGGUUGAGCUGCAUAGAUUUUAAUCUAUGCUUUAAAACAUGUAUGAUAAAAAUUGUGACCCACUGUAGAGAGGGACAGUUAGAUAAGACCCCCCCCCCAAAAGAGAUUCAGGCCCGGGAUGAGGUGGGAGCAUUCACAGGAAGACAGCCCAGAAUUCUCCAUUGUAGCCACACACGGAAUCAGCCUUACAUGUGGGACCUUAUGUGCUUUAAGAACUCUGGUACUUUUUGGCCACAUAGACAAGAGGAGGACAGUAUUUCAACCCAGACUUACUCAGUAUUUCCAAUUAUUGUAUAGUCCUGACCCUAUUGUCCAAUUCAUUUAGAUGCCAGAAGUCAAAGCCAGAGCUGGGACCCCCACAACUCUUAAAUAUUGGUCCCUAUCCUGCCUAUGCCUAUAGCCAGCCACACUGGUUUCAAUGUUCUCCAGUCAUUUUGCAACAAUCAUGUUAGGGUGAAACUCUGUAUGUCAGAACUAACAAAUGGUAAUUGUUUUUAAGUGCAUGAGACCCGGGGCCUUCUCUUUCUACUUGCACUCUGCUUACACUAGUUUCUAUUUGUAGAUCUCAGGCCUUCAUGAAGAUCUCCAUCAGCUCACGAAAACUAUUUGUCUCUGUAGAGUGGCAUGUGGUCAUUUGAGUAAAACUAAAAGUACACGGGGAUUCAAUUCAUAGGCAUCCUGUCCAUUGAGGCAAGUGUUAAUUUGAUUGGGAAGUAAGCUGAAGCCCCUUUCUUCGUAGCCAUACAUACGCCUUUAUUUUUUCGCUACCAAGUUACAUCACAAUGUCAAGCACUUAGCAGUAAGUGACAAAACAGUGGCAUUUUGAUGAGUAACACUCAGUGGGUACUGACAUGUAGUUUGGGUAAGAUUAAAAAACACCAAAACCUGACAUCUGUGGUACCAGGAACUGUGCAUAUGUGUUUUGAAAUUGACUGUGUAUGUAGAAUGUGCAGUGGAAUAUUUUCAAUAGGUGUUUUUUUACUGAACACUAGACUUUGGGAAUAAUGUACUUGUAAUUGGAAGCAUACUGUUUUUCAAUGGUCCAUUAAAACUCCAUACAAAAUAUUUAGUUUCUUGUCACAUAUUGGCUUUCAGGGGGCCUCAGGUUCCAUGUCUUCAGUGGAUUGGUGAAUUUCAAGUGUCUUUGUACCUGCCUCAGCCAUCUCUACUUUAUCCUGAGGUGUUCCACAAUCCUCUUGUUGCAGGUGCUG